GUGUGCGAAUCUGCAUAAGCUAUAGUUCUUUGAUUCGGGUCCAGUCUAAGUACUUAGUGGAUCGCCAUGUCGUCUAAAAAUCAAAUGAGUGUCUUCAUGGAGAAGAUCAAUACGACCCUACAGGCCUGUCCCAUCAGUGUGUGCAUUAAUGAGCCGGAUACGCACAGUGCCAGCACAGAGAUCCUGCAGACCACACCAGAGGGAACACUAGAGAAAGCGGUGGCCAGUCCCAAUACAGCCACUACAUCAAAGUCCUCGACAGCGCUAAAUGGCAACUGCAUAGCCAUCAAUGGAGGUGUAGGCUCCACAGGUGAGGCGGCAGCCACCACAAGCACUGCGUCCGGAGUGACUAAGAUAACUAUAACCAGUGAAAAUAGCAACAGCAACAGCAACAGCAGCACUAGCAGCAGUAGCAACAAUAAUAAUUGUGCCAGCCACAUUCAAAGCGGCUACAAGAACAGCAGCCUGGUGUCCAUCACCAGUUUAAACAGCUGCAGUGAUCUUAGUCAGGGCAGCACAGCCACAUUGCCUCUAAGUAGCUCCACAUCGAGCAGCAGUAGCAGCCACUCAGUGGGACCAGUCAACACUCAUCCAUUGAGUCAUCAUACCCAACAGAAGACAGCCACUUGCAACAGCAACAGCAGCAGCAACGAAAACAAUAACAAUAGCAACACCCACAACAACAGUGGCAGCGAUACAUCUUCCAACAAUAACUUUCAGGAGCGAUUCGACUUUGAACACUGGAAGGGAUUGCUUAGCGAUUACAACUGCUUCCACGGACUCUAUCGCUACUGGAAUCAGUACAACGGACGGAGCAACACCACCAGCAGCAGCAGCAACACCAGCGAAGGCAACCUUCAAGGGGGCAGCAGCAAUAGCCGGCAACAUCAGUCACAGUCUGACCAUGAGCGCAACGGUCUGGGCAACGGAUCUGGAUCCUUCUAUACACACAAUAUAUUAGGAUAUACAUUCAAUUAUCCUUUUGGCCUCAAGGAGGACGGUCUUGACAACAACGGCAAUUGUCACAGCAAUAGCAGUAGCAGCCUUGGCUUCAGGAAGUCCAUAGCGGACAACGGAAGCGGAAAUAGCAGCGAGACACCGCUCCAGAAGCACUAUCGUCAGCAGCAAAAGAAGAAGAUGCCUGUGUUUAGAGGAAGAAGAGCCUGGUGCGGUUGCUUUAAGGACGAUGAGCCGCCCGAGAUUUGUGUGGUGGAGGGAGCCUUCACUCUGCAAACCCUCACACCCACACAGCCCAUGCCGUCGGUGGAUGAGCUGGACAGCAAGUUCGCGGAGCUGGUGGAGGAGCUGGACUUGACGGCGCCCAACAAGGAGGCAAUGCUGAGUCUGCCGGCGCAAAAGAAAUGGCAGAUUUAUUGCUCACGGAAGCUGCCACUGGAUGCGGCAGAUGGACCUGAUGCGGCGGCCAUCACCCAGCCACCGACGGCAGAGCAUUAUAUCGAGCGACUGAAGGAGCUAGUGGUGCAUAUAUCCCUCUCGCCAGAGGAUUCGCCCAGCCAUGAGCUGGGGAACCGUCUCGAUGGUCAUGCUGCCUUUGUGGAUGCCCUGAAGACAGCCCUGCGCACCUCCACGCACAGUUUUGUGUUGCGUUUUGUGGAGCUGGAUGGGUUGCCAGCGCUGCUGGAUUUGCUGCUCCAACUGGACAUCCGUGUGGCCAAUAGUCCGCUGCACACCAGCCUUAUUGGUUGCAUCAAGGCGCUGAUGAAUAACUCAAUGGGACGUGCUCAUGUCCUGGCCCAUCCGACGGCCAUCGAUACGAUUGCCCGUUCCCUGGCCGCGGACAAUAUAAGGACCAAGAUUGCCGCUCUGGAGAUACUGGGCGCUGUGUGUCUGGUUCCAGGUGGACAUCGUAAGGUGCUGCAGGCCAUGCUCCACUUCCAGGAAUUCGCCACAGAGCGAACCCGCUUCCAGAGCAUUGUCAAUGACUUGGAUCGGUCCACAUAUGCGUAUCGGGAUAAUGUCAAUCUCAAGACCGCCCUCAUGUCGUUUGUGAAUGCGGUGCUUAACUAUGGCCCCGGGCAGGAGAAUCUCGAGUUCCGUCUGCAUCUGCGCUACGAGUUCCUUAUGCUUGGCAUCCAGCCGGUGAUCGAUAAACUGCGCACGCACGAGAACGAGACGCUGGACAGGCAUUUGGACUUCUUUGAGAUGGUGCGUGCCGAGGAUGAGAAGGAGUUUGCCCGCCGCUUUAAUGAGGAGCAUGUGGACACCAAGAGCGCCAGCACCAUGUUCGAGCUGCUGCGUCGCAAGCUCAGCCACUCGCCCGCCUAUUCCCACAUGUUGUCCCUGCUGCAGCACAUGCUUCUGCUGCCCUAUACUGGUCACUGCACGGAGCACUGGCUGCUGAUCGAUCGUGUGGUCCAGCAGGUUGUGUUGCAGGUGGAGCAGCGUCCAAGCAGCGACCUGAUAUCCGAUCCUGAGGAUCCCGACAAGCAGCUGAAGCUAGCCGCAACCUCGCCCGUUCAUGAUCCCGAUGUGGCGCCCCUGCAAAUCGAUGUGGGCAAGCUAGUGCGUCUGCUGGUCAAGGAGGAGCAACUGACGCAGGCACGCAAGCGUGCUGAUGAGCUGGAACGUGAGAACUUUGAUGUGCAGUCGCGGCUGGCGAAGAAGGAGCAGGAACUCGAUCUGCGCAUGCAGGAGAAGGAGGAUCUGGAAACGGGACUGGCACGCAUGCGCGAACGUUUGGAAAAGGAGUCUGCCCAGCAUUCGCAGGCGGUGCAGCGCGCGCAGACCGCUGAAAUGAAGGCGGAGGAUCUGCAGCAUCGCUUGCUCAGCGAGCAGCAGGAGCGGGCCCGCCUGGAGCGUCUGGUCACCGAGGGCAGCAUACCCGAUGACCAAAAGGUGGCCGGUCUGACUGGCUGCAAUGGAGCUGUGUCGCCACCGCCGCCGCCACCCUCGGCUAUGCUCAAGGCCAUUCCGCCGCCACCGCCACCGAUGGCGCCGGCCAUGAUGCCACCACCACCGCCGCCCUGUCCGGGUGCACCGCCUCCGCCACCGUGCAUGGCGCCAGCAAUGGCUCCUGUGCCACCCAAGGUGGAGCUGCCAAAGAAGAACGUGCCACAGCCCACGAAUCCCUUGAAGAGCUUCAACUGGUCCAAGUUGCCGGAUGCCAAGCUUCAGGGCACCGUCUGGAGUGAGCUUGACGAGAGCAAGCUGUAUAAUAACAUGGAACUGGAGUCUAUAGACAAGCUCUUUUCGGCUUAUCAAAAGAAUGGGGUAUCGGCCACCGAUGGCUCCUAUGAGGAUCUGCGAGCAACUGGCGGCAAGCCAGCCAAGCAGAAGGUGCUCUCAGUGAUUGAUGGACGCCGGGCUCAGAACUGCACCAUCCUGCUCAGCAAGCUGAAGAUGAGCGACAUGGAGAUAUCAAAGGCCAUUCUGUCGAUGGACAGCAAUGAGCAGCUGGCACUCGACAUGGUCGAGCAGCUGCUAAAGUUCACGCCCUCGGCGGAGGAGCGUGCACUGCUGGAUGAGCAUAGCGAGGAUAUUGAGUCACUGGCCCGAGCCGAUCGCUUCCUUUACGAAAUAUCAAAGAUUCCCCACUAUGAGCAAAGGCUGAAGAGCCUGCACUACAGGAAGCGCUUCAUGCUGACGGUCAAUGAUCUUAUACCCCGCAUCACCAGUGUGAUGGAGGCAUCUCGCGAGGUGGCCCGUUCCCGACGUCUGCGCAAGCUCCUAGAGCUGGUCCUGGCUUUGGGCAACUACAUGAACCGCGGGGCACGUGGCAACGCCUCCGGCUUCCGACUGGCUUCGCUCAAUCGUCUGGCCGACACCAAGUCCAGUGCCGCCAAGGGCACCACCCUGCUGCACUAUCUCGUCCAGGUGAUUGAGCGUAAAUUCAAGGAUCUACUGAAGCUGGAGGAUGAUAUUCCGCAUGUCCGUGAGGCUUCCAAGGUGUCACUGGGCGAGAUGGACAAGGAUAUCCAAAUGCUGCGCACCGGCCUGGCGGAUGUGGCACGCGAAAUCGAAUUCCAUCGAAGCUCUGGCCCCGCCCAGCAGGGUGACCGCUUUUUGCCCGUUAUGCGGGAGUUCCACGCCUCGGCCUCGGUUCGCUUUGCGGAGCUGGAGGACAAGUUCCAGGACAUGAAGACCCGCUUCGAUCGAGCCGUGCGUCUGUUCGGCGAGGACGGUUCGGUGCUGCAGCCGGAUGAAUUCUUUGGCAUCUUCGAUUCGUUCCUGGGAGCCUUCGCCGAGGCCCGCCAUGACAACGAGAGCUUCCGGCGUCGUCAGGAGGAGGAGGAGAAGCGGGCCAAGCAGGAGGCGGAGCUCAAGAAGCGCACCAUUGAGCGGAAGAACAAGACGGGACUGAUGAGCAGCGUGGCCCGCAAUUUGGGCCUAAAAUCGGGCUCGCCCAACUCUGGACCGGAUUCGCCAGCGAAGGGCGCCUCUGGAGGCGACAACAAAGGCGAAUUUGAUGACCUGAUCUCGGCCCUACGCACUGGCGAUGUCUUCGGCGAGGAUAUGGCCAAGUUUAAGCGAUCCCGCAAGGCACGAGUACUCAAUGGCAGCGGUGGAGGCGGAGGUGCCGCAGCCACGGGUCACACAUCGCCGCCACGCCAUGGCAGCCUGCAGCGCGAGGAGAGCGGUCGGGAGCGUGAGCGUACGGUGCGGCGCCAGUAGGGUAAAGGAUAAGGGUGAGAGACAGGGGAGAUUGGGAUUAACCUCCCCGAUGUGUAACAUAACGUUGAAUGUUUCGGAAAGUAUUUUUUUAUAUUUUUUUUUCUCGUGUAUUAGCACACACACACUUUU
Messenger RNA from Drosophila serrata, 4761 nucleotides. RefSeq names its product disheveled-associated activator of morphogenesis-like protein (gene DAAM). Lineage: Eukaryota; Metazoa; Arthropoda; Insecta; Diptera; Drosophilidae. Gene Ontology annotation, molecular function: actin binding; small GTPase binding. Gene Ontology annotation, biological process: positive regulation of actin filament polymerization; actin cytoskeleton organization. The record is from RefSeq and is a predicted model, not a curated record.